Messenger RNA from Pan troglodytes (chimpanzee), 1632 nucleotides. RefSeq lists its product as uncharacterized. Bases 139 to 753 code for a protein of 204 amino acids. The transcript has a single exon. NCBI's taxonomy places the organism in Eukaryota, Metazoa, Chordata, Mammalia, Primates, Hominidae. The record is from RefSeq and is a predicted model, not a curated record.
UCAGCAGAAUAGCCCCUAACUGGCCAGUGCACUUGCUGGCCUACAGAGGAAGCCAGAGAGCUUUAAUCAAGUCCCCCAGCACGACCCUUUGGCUUCCACCUCUACCCAGAGCACCAGCAGCAGUAGUGAGGCCCACAAAUGUCCCUGGCUCAACAGGCCCCCCAGCAUGACCCUGUGGCUUCCCCCUCCACCCAGAGCACCAGCAGCAGUGGUUCAGACCCAGAAACCUCCCUGGCUCAACAAGCGCCCCAGCAUGACCCUGUGGUCUCCCCCUCCACGCAGAACACCAGCAGUAGUGGUGGUGAUCCAGAAAUGUCCCAGGCUCAACAAGCCCCCCAGCAUGACCCUGUGGCCUACCCCUCCACCCAGAGCACCAGCAGCAGUGGUGGAGACCCAGAAAUGUCCCUGGCUCAACAAGCCUUCCAGUAUCAGCCUGUGGCCUUCUUCUCCACCCAGAGCACCAGCAGCAGUGGUGGAGACCCAGAAACGUCCCAGGCUCAACAAGCCGCCCAGUAUGACCCUGUGGCCUACCCCUAUACCCAGAGCAACAGCAGCAGUGGUGCAGACCCAGAAACCUCUGGCUCACCACCUCCCCAGCAACACCCUGUGGCCUUCUCCACCAAGAGCACCAGUAGCAGUGGCAGAGACCCAGAAAUGUCCCUGACACAGCAACAACCAUCCCAGGAAGCCAGUGUCAUUCAGGCUGGGCAGCCCAAGGCUUUGACUUCAGCCUUGCCAAUAAGGAGGCUGUGACUGCCGCAGGGCUGCCAGGAGAUGCACUUCCAUUGUAUUAAAAUGUUUUUGCCUGUGUCCACCGCCGAAAAGGAGGAAUAAGAUGACCCCAACAUAGUUGCACGGCUGAAGACAAAAAUCAAGUUGGUUGGGUCAAUAUUGUUACCAUAGUCACUACACUUAGAGUAGUUUUAUAGUCAGUGUAGACAGGUGGCACCAUGCAGCAGGGAUCAGCCUACACCACACCUGACCAGGAGCUCCAUAACUGUAAAAUCCUGGACACCAUUGGCCGUGGCACAUUCAGUGAGGUCCAGGAUCACAUGCUGAUUGGGACCCAAAUGGCCAUCAAAAUCAUCCCCAAGGCUGGCUCCCUUGGCAUCACUGUCCAGAGAGUGGUAAGUAUUUUAAAGUUACUCUGCCACUUCAAUAUUUGGAUUACACUCCAAGUCCAAUUCCCAGUCCAGCAAUCCUGCCCUCAGAGGCUCCCUUCAUCUGUCCACUUGGCAAAGGAAGGGGCAGGUCGGCCCACGCCCCCUGUCUGGCUGCAGACGACAACCAUCAGAAGGGUGUCUGUGUAGCCGGGGCCCCAGAACCAUGUCUGCGUGGAAAGGGCCCAAGAACCUGGAGCCCUUUCGGUUCAAGAAGAGCGUGAGGGACCCAGCCCCCUUCUGAAACCUAUACCGCAUUCUGGCCUGUGCCCUAGAAGGUUGUGAAGGCCUCUAAGUGGGUCCUCCUGCUUCCCCAUCUUCUAAGGCCCAGGCCUUUUUCAGACCUUCCGUGGGUCCCACCCCUGCACCCAUCACAUGGUGUCUGGUCCCUGCCUGCCUGGCUCACACCCCCCGCCUUCACCUACUGCCCUAUUUUUAUCCCUGGGACACCCCACUGGGCACUGCUCUUCCC